Messenger RNA from Porites lobata, 2802 nucleotides. The record is from the annotation of a GenBank genome assembly. NCBI's taxonomy places the organism in Eukaryota, Metazoa, Cnidaria, Anthozoa, Scleractinia, Poritidae.
AUGAUGGAUUAUUCUGAUGAAAACUUGAACUUCUUCCGAGUUUGUGAUAUAACUGCCAACGUUAUCACCGAAGGGUUACGUUGCGUAUUCAAGCAAGAAUGGGACAAUAAAUUUCAGUCAACUUUUGGAAAGUGGAACGAUACGAUUCAAAACGGACAGGACUUCGAGAAACAGGAACCAAGCAAAAGCAAAAAGAGAAAUGCAAAGUUGCUAAGCAUUAUGAUCAAUGGUAAAACGGAAGAAUGGGAUUGUACAGCGUUGUGUUUUGGGAUACUGUACUCAAACAGCAUAGGGACAACACUAAACCCCGUAACUGACACUCAUGUAAACAGUCUUCGAGAGUUACGUAAUGAGGUUUUUGCCCAUAUUUCUAAAGGUGCCACUUCUGAUGCCGACUUCCAAAGUUUCAUUUCACGAGUAGAGGCAGCUUUCUUGGGAUUAAACCUAGAUGUUGAGACUCUCAGAGCCAGCGCACAUCAGAAAAGCUUUCCUACAACUGAGCGAAUAUUGAAUCAGUUAAAAGAAGAGCAGAAACUAGUGAGCGCUCUACAGCAAAAAUCAUCAGCACUUGAAGAGGAGCUCAAUUUUAAGCCUAAGAAGUUUCUAGGCAACCUCCCACCUAAGCCAAGCCAUGUGAUACAAGAUCGCCAAUCUGAGAUUGCAACAAUUCUACAACACAUGAAAGAGCUAAAGAGCAGCUCUAACGGAGAAAUCACCACAAUCUAUCUUUCUGGUAAUCCUGGUUGUGGAAAAAGUCAGCUUGCUAGAAUGGUCGGGAAAGCAUUCUACAAACACGUAUCAACCAAUGACCUUGCUUUUGUUGCCACGUUGAAUGCAGAAACUCUUGAGACACUUUUUAAUUCAUAUGACAGCUUCAGCAGAGCACUUGGAUGUACAGAGUACGCUGUUAGUAAAAUCACCACAUCCAAUGACAAGACUGAAGAAAAGUUAGGGCAGUUCCAAAGGCUUGUCUCGCCAAAAAUGAGAGAGUUCUCAACGUGGCUCCUGAUAAUCGACAACGUCGUUGACCUGAAAACUGUUCGCCUAUUUUGGCCUUCAUCAGGAAGUAAUGAACAUGGAGACGGCCAUGUACUCGUUACUACUCAAGACAGUGACGCCAUCCCGAACGAUGCUUUACAUAGCUGGUCCAUGUGUCUAAGUAGAGGAAUGAAUCCUGAGGAUGCCGUAACUCUACUCACUGACGCCUCCCAGAUGAAGGAUUGUAAAGACGUCGAGAAGGUUGCAGAGGCUCUUGAUUACCAACCUCUGGCGCUGGCAUGCGCUGGUUGGUACAUGUCUAACGUCCGUUCUCGUGGUGGAUGUAACUUCACCUGGGCGCGGUAUCUUAGUAAAUUGAAAGAUGGAAAAGAAGAAACAAUGGGAGAAAUCAAGAAAAAAUGCGAAAGCGGGUACACGAGAUCAAUGCCUGUCGCUGUGCGAAUGGCUGUGGAAAGAACUGUGACAAGUGAACCAGUAUUACUGUAUACUUUUCAGUUCCUUUCUGUCUGUGCUCCUGCUCCAAUUCCGUUAGAAGUUGUCAUCGAGUUCGUUGCUGAGCGAAUGCCUAACCUUGAUGCUGAAGACAUCGCUCCAAUAUUGAUGGAUUCAAGUCUUCUUCAAAUUUCAUCUAAAGGAGAUAGUAGGCCAACAUUGUGGCUUCACCAGGUGGUAAAUAGAGUCAUUAAAAGUAAUGCAAAAGUCAAGAUACAAGCAGGGAAACCUGAGCUUGAAAUGAUCUCAACAGCGCUUGGACCACUUCACAGACUUACGAAAGAAGACAGCUCUAACUCCAAGAUAUUCGCUGAACAUGUGAGCGCUUAUGUAUCCUACGUUAUUUCCUUUGGCCACAGUUGUUUAAAUCUUUAUGAGGAAAUGAGCAAAGUGACUCAAUUAAGUCACUUCCUCGAGUGCUUUAUUUCUUGCGCCACAAUGUGCCUUAAAUAUGGAAAACUCAGUGUCGUUAAACAGUGUUUAGAAGCAGUAAGACAAUUCAUGAAGGCAAACACAGACAUCGCUAUCAACAAAGAUAUUUCGUACUUGUUGCAUUUCUUUUGUGGCCAAGCUCUGGCAGAACAAAGUAAAUUUAAAGAUGCCAUCGAAUACUUUAAAGAGGCAUUGGAAAUACGGCGCCGCAGUUUUGACACAAACAGUCAAGCGGUCGCCGAGUGUCUGCGCCAGCUGGGGCGAGCGAACUACAAUUUAUCUCAGGGCAAGGAAGCUAGAGAGUAUUAUAAUGAAGCACUUGCCAUCUUUCGUAAAAAUUUUGGGGAAAAACAUAAAGAUGUAGCGAGAUGUCUCAUUGGCUUAGGUAACUUGGAAAACAAUCAAGCUGAAGCACUGCCGUAUUACCAUAAAGCUUUAUCAAUCAGUAAGGAACUUUUUGGAGAACAGAAGCAAAUAGAGGCCCGUUGUUUACACAACAUUGGAGUAACGUGCACCUUUCUUUGUCGCUAUGAUGACGCAGAAAAACACCUGAACGAUGCACUUGUUCUCCUUUGCGACAUUUAUGGAGAACGACACGAGGAAACUGCAAUUUGUUUGUGUAACUUGGGAAGAGUUCACUUAUUUUGCUCCCGUUUUGAAAAGGCCAGGGACUUGCUGGAAAAAGCACUCAAGAUUAGACAAGAAAUUGGCAACGAAUUACGUGUGGCACGAAAUCUUUUUUUCCUUGGCCAGCUAAGUCAAAAGGAAGGCGAAAUAAGCACUGCCGAGGAAAGUUAUACUAAAGCACUGGACACCUUUCGAAGCUUUAAAUUUCCUGAGAACCACCUGUAUGUAAAGGAAGCGGUGUCGGCUCUGCAG